Messenger RNA from [Torrubiella] hemipterigena, 882 nucleotides. The record is from the annotation of a GenBank genome assembly. NCBI's taxonomy places the organism in Eukaryota, Fungi, Ascomycota, Sordariomycetes, Hypocreales, Clavicipitaceae.
AUGGUCAAGUCGAUAGUUUCGUCGGCUACGGCGCCAGCGACACGCCAUGCUGCGCGUACCGUCUGCCUUGCUUGCGCAACAACUACGCCCAUCUCUAGCAGCAGGUCCUUCUCGAGUUGGAAACGCCUGCCUCCCAACUACCCAGGCCAUGUACCUCUUACGCGUCUCGAGCAAGCUGCCAUGGCAAUUGGCUCAAGCGCUAUGGCUCUAGUCAACCCGUAUCGGGCUGACCUCAUCGCGACGGUUGGAGAAUCGACAGCCACUCCAUAUUUCAUUUAUCGACUACGAGAUGCCAUGCUUGCCGACCCGACCGGACGCCGCAUCCUCCGCGAUCGCCCGCGUAUAUCGUCCAAGACACUAUCCAUGGAGAAGUUAAGAGCUUUACCUGAAAAUACUGUUGGAAAAUGCUACGUCGACUGGCUGGAUCGAGAAGGCGUCACGCCAGACACACGCGACCAGGUCCGAUACAUUGACGAUGAAGAAUGCGCCUACGUGAUGCAACGGUACCGAGAGUGCCAUGACUUUUCCCAUGCACUUACCGGACUCCCAGUCUUCCGCGAGGGCGAGGUGGCUCUCAAAGCAUUUGAGUUCUCAAAUACACUGCUGCCAAUGACUGGACUAAGCAUGUUUGCUGCAGCUACUCUCAAGCCAAAGCAACGCUCCCGCUUCUGGAACAUAUAUCUGCCGUGGGCUGUCAGAAACGGCUCCAGAUGCAAGGAUGUAAUCAAUGUAUACUGGGAAGAAGAGCUUGAGAAGGAUGUUUCUGUUCUACGCAGCGAACUGGGUAUUGAGCAGCCCCCAGACUUGCGAGACAUUCGCAAACAGGAAAAAGAACAAAGAAGGAGGGCAAAGGAGGCUGCAGAGGCCCACAAGAAUUCUUAA